Molecule: messenger RNA, 1845 nt
Organism: Balearica regulorum gibbericeps (East African grey crowned-crane)
Lineage: Eukaryota; Metazoa; Chordata; Aves; Gruiformes; Gruidae
Source: RefSeq, a predicted model, not a curated record
UGCCCUCCCCUGAAGGGCAAAGUCCAGCGCAUCCUGCACUGGGCCUGGAAAGAGCCGCCGGCCGCCCCUCUCCCGCCUGUGCUGCUCACCCCGGACGCGGAGCUGGCUCUGCCCCCGCCAAAGGUGCUGGAGGGGAUCCCGGAGCGCGAGUUCUUCGUGAAGUGGGCAGGCCUCUCCUACUGGCACUGCUCCUGGGUCAAGGAGCUGCAGGUGAGCCAGCGCGGUGGUGCCGUGCCCCUGCCGGGUGCCUGCCUCUGCUGCCCGUGGGCUGAGCGUGGCUCCCUCCCGCCGCAGCUGGAGCUCUACCACACCGUGAUGUACCGCAACUACCAACGGAAGAACGACAUGGACGAGCCACCGGCCUUCGACUACGGCUCUGGGGAUGAGGACAGCCAGAGGGAGAAGCGGAAGAACAAAGACCCGCAGUAUGCCAAGAUGGAGGAGCGGUUCUACCGCUACGGCAUCAAGCCCGAGUGGAUGAUGAUCCACCGCAUCCUGAACCACAGCUUUGAUAAAAAGGGAGACAUCCAUUACCUGAUCAAGUGGAAAGACCUGCCCUAUGACCAGUGCACGUGGGAGAUCGACGAGAUAGACAUCCCGUACUACGAAAACCUCAAGCACCUUUACUGGAACCACAGGGAGCUGAUGCUGGGGGAGGACACGCGCCCUCUGAAGAAGCUGAACAAGAAAGGGAAGAAGCUGAAAGAGGAGAAGCUGGAAAAGCCUCCCGAAACGCCUCUCGUGGAUCCCACAGUGAAGUUCGACAAGCAGCCGUGGUACAUCGACGCCACGGGAGGCACGCUCCAUCCUUACCAGCUGGAAGGGCUGAACUGGCUGAGAUUUUCCUGGGCCCAAGGGACGGAUACAAUCCUGGCUGACGAGAUGGGGCUGGGGAAGACGGUGCAGACUAUUGUGUUCUUGUAUUCCCUCUACAAGGAGGGCCACUCGAAAGGGCCGUAUCUGGUCAGCGCUCCUCUCUCCACCAUCAUCAACUGGGAACGCGAGUUUGAGAUGUGGGCACCCGACUUCUAUGUCGUGACCUACACAGGGGACAAAGAAAGCCGGUCGGUCAUCCGGGAAAACGAGUUUUCUUUUGAAGACAACGCCAUCCGGAGUGGGAAGAAGAUCAAGUUUCAUGUCCUGCUCACCUCCUACGAGCUGAUCACUAUUGACCAGGCGGUGCUGGGCUCCAUAGAGUGGGCUUGUCUGGUGGUGGAUGAAGCGCACAGGCUGAAGAACAACCAGUCCAAAUUCUUUAGAGUAUUGAAUAGCUACAAAAUUGAUUACAAGCUGCUGCUCACCGGGACUCCGCUGCAGAACAACCUGGAAGAGCUUUUCCACCUGCUCAAUUUCCUGACUCCCGAGAGGUUUAAUAACCUGGAGGGGUUCCUGGAGGAGUUUGCAGACAUCUCCAAGGAGGACCAGAUCAAAAAGCUCCAUGACUUGCUAGGUCCCCACAUGCUGCGGCGGCUCAAGGCAGAUGUGUUCAAGAACAUGCCGGCCAAGACGGAGUUGAUCGUGAGAGUGGAGCUGAGCCAGAUGCAGAAGAAGUAUUACAAAUUCAUACUGACGAGGAAUUUCGAAGCCCUGAAUUCGAAAGGUGGUGGGAACCAGGUCUCGCUGCUCAACAUCAUGAUGGACCUGAAGAAGUGCUGCAAUCACCCGUACCUCUUUCCUGUGGCGGCGGUGAGGCUAACCAGGAUGCCUUCACAGGAGGCGCCAGUUCUGCCCAACGGAUCCUACGAUGGGAAUUCUUUGGUCAAAUCUUCUGGGAAACUGAUGCUACUCCAAAAGAUGCUGAAGAAGCUACGGGAUGGGGGUCACAGAGUUCUGAUCUUCUCCCAG